GCCUUCCCAAGAUGGCCGCCCCCGUGUCGUGCUGCUGAGGGGAGUUUCGCCGCCCGGCGCCGCAGGACAACUCCCCCCGCGUGUCGCGUCGCAGCAGGGGGCUGGGGCCGCCAUGGGCCGAGCCCGGCAGCUGGCCGGCAGCGCGCGGGCCCCGCGGGGCUAGAGGCGGCGGCGGGAGGCCCCGCUCGGAGCCGGGGCCCGACCAGGCCUCAGCGCCCCUCCGGGAGCAUCCCCACCCCCCCGGCCUGCCCGCCCCACGGUGGAGGAAGGGCCCGGCUCGUGGCCCCCGAUGGAGCCCGAGAUGCUGCAGUCGCCUCUGCUGGGGCUGGGCGAGGAGGACGAGUCCGACCUGACGGACUGGAACUUGCCCCUGGCCUUCAUGAAGAAGCGGCACUGCGAGAAGAUCGAGGGCUCCAAGUCCCUGGCGCAGAGCUGGAGGAUGAAGGACAGGAUGAAGACUGUUAGCGUUGCCUUAGUUUUGUGCCUAAACGUUGGUGUGGAUCCUCCUGAUGUGGUGAAGACAACUCCCUGUGCCCGGCUGGAAUGCUGGAUAGAUCCUCUGUCAAUGGGUCCUCAAAAAGCACUGGAAACGAUUGGUGCAAAUUUACAGAAGCAGUAUGAAAACUGGCAGCCAAGGGCGCGGUACAAGCAGAGCCUUGAUCCCACUGUGGAUGAAGUUAAGAAACUGUGUACAUCCCUGCGUCGAAAUGCCAAGGAAGAGAGGGUCCUUUUCCACUACAAUGGGCACGGGGUGCCCAGGCCAACGGUGAAUGGGGAGAUCUGGGUCUUCAACAAGAACUAUACUCAGUAUAUUCCACUAUCCAUAUAUGACCUGCAGACUUGGAUGGGCAGUCCUUCUAUUUUCGUCUAUGACUGCUCCAAUGCUGGCCUUAUUGUCAAGUCAUUCAAGCAAUUUGCACUACAGAGGGAGCAAGAGUUGGAGGUGGCUGCAAUUAACCCUAAUCAUCCACUUGCUCAGAUGCCUUUGCCCCCGUCCAUGAAGAACUGCAUUCAGCUGGCAGCAUGCGAAGCCAAUGAGCUGCUCCCUAUGAUCCCCGACCUGCCGGCUGACCUUUUCACAUCAUGCCUUACUACGCCGAUCAAAAUCGCUCUGAGGUGGUUUUGCAUGCAGAAGAGUGUCAGACUGGUGCCAGGAGUCACACUGGAUUUAAUAGAAAAGAUUCCUGGAAGACUGAAUGACAGGAGAACUCCCCUGGGAGAACUGAAUUGGAUCUUCACAGCGAUCACAGACACCAUUGCAUGGAACGUCCUGCCCAGAGAUCUCUUCCAGAAGCUCUUCAGGCAGGACCUGCUGGUAGCAAGCUUAUUCCGCAACUUCCUGUUGGCAGAAAGGAUCAUGAGGUCUUACAACUGUACCCCGGUCAGCAGCCCACGUCUACCUCCCACCUACAUGCAUGCAAUGUGGCAAGCUUGGGAUCUCGCAGUUGAUAUUUGCCUUUCCCAGUUACCAACCAUUAUAGAGGAAGGAACUGCAUUCAGGCACAGCCCGUUCUUUGCCGAGCAGCUGACGGCGUUCCAGGUGUGGCUGACAAUGGGCGUGGAGAAUCGCAACCCUCCCGAACAGCUCCCAAUCGUUCUGCAGGUGCUGCUGAGUCAGGUGCAUCGGCUGCGAGCUCUUGACUUGCUGGGAAGAUUUUUGGACCUGGGUCCCUGGGCAGUUAGCUUGGCCCUCUCUGUUGGCAUUUUCCCUUAUGUGCUGAAGCUUCUUCAGAGUUCAGCUCGGGAGCUGAGACCACUUCUCGUCUUCAUCUGGGCCAAAAUCCUUGCAGUGGAUAGUUCAUGCCAAGCUGACCUUGUGAAGGACAACGGUCACAAAUAUUUCCUUUCGGUCUUGGCAGAUCCCUACAUGCCAGCUGAACACAGAACAAUGACCGCUUUCAUUCUGGCUGUGAUUGUCAACAACUACAAUACAGGGCAGGAAGCCUGCCUCCAAGGAAACCUCAUUGCCAUCUGCCUGGAGCAGCUAAAUGAUCCGCACCCUCUCCUGCGCCAGUGGGUGGCUAUUUGCUUAGGGCGGAUCUGGCAGAACUUUGACUCGGCCCGGUGGUGCGGUGUGCGAGACAGCGCGCACGAGAAGCUCUACAGCCUCCUCUCGGACCCGAUCCCAGAGGUGCGCUGUGCUGCUGUCUUUGCACUGGGCACAUUUGUGGGCAACUCUGCUGAGCGGACUGAUCACUCCACCACCAUCGAUCACAAUGUGGCCAUGAUGCUGGCCCAGCUCAUCAAUGACGGGAGCCCCAUGGUUAGAAAGGAGCUGGUGGUGGCUUUGAGUCACCUCGUGGUUCAGUACGAGAGCAAUUUCUGCACUGUUGCCUUGCAGUUCAUGGAAGAAGAGAAGAAUUACCCUCUGCCUUCUCCAGCUGCCACAGAGGGUGGGAGCUUGACGCCAGUCAGAGAUGGUCCGUGCACUCCGCGACUGCGGUCAGUCAGCUCCUAUGGGAACAUCCGAGCGGUCACCACAGCCAGGAACCUGAACAAGUCUCUGCAGAACCUCAGCUUGAAUGAAGAACCAGCCGGAAGCUCUGUUGCCUUCUCUCCGGGGAAUCUCAGCACCAGCAGCAGCGCCAGCAGCACCUUGGGCAGCCCUGAGAACGAAGAGUACAUCCUGUCAUUUGAGACCAUUGACAAGAUGAGAAGAGUCAGCUCCUAUUCCUCGCUGAAUUCACUGAUAGGAGUUUCUUUCAACAGCGUUUACACCCAGAUUUGGAGAGUCCUCCUUCACCUGGCUGCUGACCCUUAUCCGGAUGUCUCAGACCUGGCUAUGAAAGUGCUCAACAGUAUUGCCUACAAGAUUAUGCAAGUGGGACUGGCCUGCAGACUGAAGCCACAACGGCUCUCCAAUCCAGGUGAACUAGUACAUGCAACAGUAAACGCCCGCCCCCAGCGCAUCCUUGACACCUCCUCGCUCACCCAGUCUGCCCCCGCCAGCCCUACCAACAAGGGCAUGCACAUCCACCAAGUGGGAGGGUCCCCUCCCACUGCCAGCACGAGCAGCUCCAGCCUGACGAAUGAUGUGACCAAGCAGCCGGUCAGCCGGGACAUCGCAUCUGUGAGAUCUGCGAAUGUGGGCAACAUUGGGGUCCAGUACACACCCCACUCUCACCAGUUCCCCAGGACCAGGAAAAUGUUUGACAAAGGACCGGACCAGACCACCGACGACGCCGAUGAUACCGUGGGACACAAAAACUUCAUUUCGGCCACAAUGCAGACCGGGUUUUGUGACUGGAGUGCAAAAUAUUUUGCUCAGCCUGUCAUGAAGAUUCCAGAAGAGCACGACUUGGAGAGCCAGAUCCGCAAGGAGAGAGAGUGGCGGUUUCUCCGCAACGCCCGUGUCAGGAAGCAAGCGCAGAAGAUCAUCCAGAAAGGUAUUUCACGGCUAGACGAUCAAAUCUUCCUGAACAGGAAUCCGGGUGUCCCCUCCGUGGUGAAGUUCCACCCCUUCACGCCGUGCAUAGCAGUAGCUGACAAAGACAGCAUCUGUUUUUGGGAUUGGGAGAAAGGGGAGAAGCUGGACUAUUUCCACAAUGGGAACCCUCGCUACACCAGGAUCACAGCGAUGGAGUACCUGAAUGGCCAAGACUGUUCUCUGCUCCUGACAGCCACAGAUGACGGCGCCAUCAGAGUGUGGAAGAACUUUGCCGACCUGGAGAAGAAUCCCGAGAUGGUGACAGCCUGGCAGGGCUUGUCGGACAUGCUGCCGACCACGCGAGGUCUGGCCCGAAGGGUUUCAAUCUAUCUUGACAGAAGUAAGCAGGGAGGAGCAGGAAUGGUAGUGGACUGGGAGCAGGAAACUGGGCUUCUCAUGACGUCGGGAGAUGUGCGGAUUAUCCGGAUCUGGGACACAGACAGAGAAAUGAAAGUCCAGGAUAUCCCCACAGGAGCCGACAGCUGCGUGACCAGCCUGUCCUGCGAUUCUCAUCGCUCGCUGAUCGUGGCAGGGCUCGGCGACGGCUCCAUCCGUGUCUUCGACAGGAGGAUGGCUCUGAGCGAAUGCCGCGUCAUGACCUAUCGGGAGCACACGGCCUGGGUGGUGAAAGCCUAUCUGCAGAAGCAUCCCGAAGGCAACAUCAUGAGCGUCAGCGUAAACGGUGAUGUUCGUUUCUUCGACCCCAGGAUGCCAGAGUCUGUGAAGGUCCUGCAGAUAGUCAAAGGGCUGACUGCCCUGGACAUUCACCCACAGGCCAAUCUCUUUGCCUGUACGGCUUCGUUCCCAUGGGCGCAGCUCAGCGGCUCCAUGAAUCAGUUCACCGCGAUCUACAAUGGGAAUGGUGAGCUGAUCAACAAUAUCAAAUACUACGAUGGAUUUAUGGGACAAAGAGUUGGAGCCAUCAGCUGCCUGGCUUUCCAUCCUCACUGGCCUCACCUGGCAGUCGGCAGCAAUGACUACUACAUCUCAGUCUACUCGGUGGAGAAGCGGAUCAGAUAACAGCACACGGCAGCCUGGUCGGAGAGAGGGGAGCCCCAGCAGGCAGGGCCGCGUCUCACCUGUAUUGUACAUAGUGAAACUAUCAACUUGAAUGUUUAGUGUUGGCUGCUGCUGCAACCCAUGACUUGAACACAUUUUUUUCCUUCUGACUUAGCUACUGAAUGACUUUGAGAGAGGGGGGGAAAGAGAGACAAUCUCCUAUUUUCUUUUCAGCUCUGUCGUCUCACAACUACAAAACAGGAAUGUUUACUUUGGGUUUUGGUGGUUGCUUCUCUGUUAGAAACACAGCUCCCCGGGCACGGCCGGACAGGAGGAGACAAUACCCUCGUGAGGGGCUUUUUACUCUAGUUUUUGUUCCUUUGUUCUGCCGGACCGUAGAUUGCUUAAGAAAUGAAGUCAAGACUUGCUUGCUGCUCUUUGCGUUCUGACUCAGCCCCGAGACCUCUCUGGCGGCCAUCUGCCCUGUGCUGAACAGGAGCCCUUCUGGCAGGCAGGUGGAGCCCAGUCGGUCGCCUGCGGACUAUUGACACCUGCUCUUGAGUGAUCUGUGUUUGUAAGAGAGAGACGGGAAAGAGGAAACCGUCGGCCCUACAUGCAGGCAACCCCCUGCUGCUCCCGCUCGGGGAGGGCACAGACGAAGCAAGCAGAAGAAUCUGCCUGGCAGCAAAGAGGAGCAGGUCUUGGAGGGCAGGGGGUUUUCAGGAGCUGAGAGAAUGGAUGGGAUAUGGGUGACAUCCUUAGGACGCUGAGGAAACUGCAGAGAGUCACCAGUGGAGCGCCGUGUUAAUGAGCACACACCCAUGGGAUUGAGGGGAAGGGGCAAGAGUCCUUUCUGUCUCCCUCGCUCCGCUCUUCUAGUAAUCACAGUCCUUUUACCCACGGCAAACUCCACCGACGCGUGAGACGACCUCACAGCUCUGCACAGGCAGCGAGGAGGCUCCAGACUCAUUUUACCACUGCCUUAAACCACAGGCUUUCAUCUCACUCAGACGUGCUAAUGUUCCACUAGCUAACGGACACAGAUGCUUAGACGCGUGACUGCACGCGUCCAGCUGCAUAUAUGUGUGCAUCCAAAUGCACGCCUGGUCAUGUGCAUCUGGCUAUACGUGCGUGUUUCUGUAGGAGUCGGGGCAGAUUGGUGUGCGCUGCUGUCCUGCUGUGCAUGUACGCACCUGGGCAUGGGCACACGGGUGUUAUAAUCACGAGAGAAGUGCUGCUGUCCCGCAGGGAGAGAGGGCAAGCAGCAGCUUGUUCUCCCUGGCGCCUGCCCCUGUCCUCCAGGGAAGGCUACAAUCAGACCUCCCACCCUUCCCAUGCCUGCGUGUAACAAAUGCUUCUGUCCCUCGUAAUCCACAACGCAUCUAGAGAUCAGUGUUUGGAAAGAGGCAGCCAUGUCCAAGGGAAGAUUUCCCCAUCCCAUAUGGUCUAGGUGCGACUAAACCAGGCAAGGAGACCACUGUCCCCCCCACCCCACCCCCCGCUGCAAAAAUAACCACAAGGACAAAGCUAAACGAUUCCAAUGUAGAGGACUCGCGCAGUGCUGCUUCUGGCUGCUGUCACCAUCCUGGCUGGGCAGCAGAGGCCCCAAAAAACUCCUGCUGCUGAUGAGGCCGAGGAUGACGCUAGCGUUCAUGAGAAGGGAAAAGAACAAUACCGAUCCCUCGCCUUGCAGACACCAGCUUCGCCUCGCCAGCAAAACGCGUUCCCAGCGUCGUCGCCGGUCAUGACAAGCCAGCUCAUCUCCUUCCUGGAGGCAGCAGCGUCUGGUACCCGGGCAGUCGGGCUGCACCGCGGUCUCCAAACUGACCGUUGGGUACUAAGACGACAAGCCAAAUAGCAGAGCUUCGUAGGCAGAUCUCAAUGCACUCCGUUAACAGGGUUCCUUGAGCUGUUGAGACUGAGGCAGAGGCCAAAGCAACGUGCUGCUCCCACCUUUGAGCACAAGUGUAUUCUUCUCUACACUAGAAAUGGCUGCAGGCCAUUGCAGGGACACUAUAGCAAACCCUCAAUGAGGAAAUCUACCUAAAAACCCAUUUUUCUGAUACGUGGGCUACCAAUAGUCAUGCCUCUUGAUGGCCCAUUGAGCUGCUGUUAUACACAGAUGUACGUGGCCGGCGAUCGAUGGCAGCGGUACGCGUUCUUGAACCUCUAAUGACCGCACCUCGUCCCUCUGUGUAUGGCACUGAGCUCAGGGAAUGGCCGAUGACGGGCUUGCUGGCAAGUGUUGAACCAAGAGUUGGGGAUCUCCAAUUAACUGAUUAACGUACACAGCUUAAAAACAAACCAUAGAUUUUUAACCUGUAUCAGUGUAUUUGUUUAAAGAACAAGAAGUACCUGGCAAAAUGCAAAGGUGCAUUGCGGGAAGCUGCUUUUCCUUCACACCAGCAUUCCCUGAGUGCCCCCCGCCCCCAGCCUGCACAGCCAGGAAACGUGGUUUUUAACUGACUCGGCCUGUUUAGCUUUCAUCUAAGCGUGUGCGUGUGUGUGGGCUGUAUUUUUACAGGUCUGAUGCAGAAAUUCAAUCAUGAAGUUAACCAAGGAUCUGGAGAGCAUCCUACCUAAAAGUUCACUUAUCUCUAUUUAUUUUACAAAAAGAAAAAAAAGCUAUAAAAAAAAGAAAGAUGAAAGAAAUAAACCACGCGAUUGCAAUGUGAGAGUAAAAUGAUUACAGACAAUAAAUGGUUAAUAAAAAAGAUGUGCAGAAGUG
Alligator mississippiensis (American alligator) is the source of this 7154-nucleotide messenger RNA. It is a transcript of the gene RPTOR, whose product is annotated as regulatory associated protein of MTOR complex 1. Bases 290 to 4447 code for a protein of 1385 amino acids. Gene Ontology annotation, biological process: cellular response to amino acid stimulus; cellular response to starvation; regulation of autophagy. Gene Ontology annotation, molecular function: protein binding; protein-macromolecule adaptor activity. The record is from RefSeq and is a predicted model, not a curated record. Lineage: Eukaryota; Metazoa; Chordata; Crocodylia; Alligatoridae. Gene Ontology annotation, cellular component: TORC1 complex; cytoplasm. The transcript has 37 exons.